AUGAUCGAGUUCGGAAAACCGACCAUAUACACCAAAAUACUGAUCUUUGCAAAGUUUCAGCUCAAUCUAACUUCAUUUAAGGUUGCCACAAAGCGCUCAAAGUUGGCCGCGGCACAGGAGGCGGCGCUCGCAGGUCACGGCUCCAACGGGGGCCAUCUGGGACGCAGCAGAGGCCACUACUUAGCUGAUAAGAUGGGCGGCCCCAACAGUCAGGCGGGCCAACCUCCGGCCGGAGGGGGGCCCACGUCGCUCUUCAUCCUCUCUGAGGAUAACAUCAUUCGAAAAUACACCCGCUUCAUCAUCGAGUGGCCACCGUUCGAGUACGCCGUGCUGCUGACAAUCAUCGCCAAUUGUGUGGUCCUGGCACUCGAGGAACAUUUGCCGCACGGGGACAAAACCCUGCUGGCCCAGAAGCUGGAGAAAACGGAAGCCUACUUCCUGGGCAUCUUCUGCGUCGAGGCCUCGCUGAAGAUUCUCGCCUUAGGGUUCGUCAUGCACAAACACUCCUACCUCAGGAACAUAUGGAACAUUAUGGAUUUUUUCGUCGUAGUUACGGGGUAA
Messenger RNA from Uranotaenia lowii, 561 nucleotides. RefSeq names its product voltage-dependent calcium channel type A subunit alpha-1-like. The coding region runs from base 1 to 561 and encodes 186 amino acids. Gene Ontology annotation, molecular function: high voltage-gated calcium channel activity. Gene Ontology annotation, biological process: calcium ion import across plasma membrane; chemical synaptic transmission. NCBI's taxonomy places the organism in Eukaryota, Metazoa, Arthropoda, Insecta, Diptera, Culicidae. Gene Ontology annotation, cellular component: voltage-gated calcium channel complex; membrane. The record is from RefSeq and is a predicted model, not a curated record. The transcript has 3 exons.